Messenger RNA from Ustilaginoidea virens, 387 nucleotides. RefSeq lists its product as uncharacterized. Lineage: Eukaryota; Fungi; Ascomycota; Sordariomycetes; Hypocreales; Clavicipitaceae. The transcript has 4 exons. The record is from RefSeq and is a predicted model, not a curated record. The coding region runs from base 1 to 387 and encodes 128 amino acids.
AUGUACAUAUGUUUUGGAUGCGUUCACUCUCCAGGCACCAACGUCCCCAGGCCCUUGUUCCGCGGAGGCAACCAGAGUUCUUGCCUUUGCAUCACCGGAAUCGACUUCAGUCUCCUUUCAAGUCUCAACUCACUCUGUCAGGGGUUUCCUAUCCGGCGACUUCACGGUUGUCGCACAAUUGCAAGCUUUGUUGACAACUUGAUACCCGCCGACCCCCUUACCUCUCUCUGCUCGAGGGUACCAGGCGUUGGCGACUUCACUCAGCUUUCUGUCAACAUUGCCGUCCACCAAGUUCUAGCUGUCCGAUGUAUGCCCACCUACUUCAUACCGCUCCCAGAGGCAUUCACCUCAGCAGACAAAAACAAAAGAGGUCCAAAGGGCAGUUGA